AUGGAUGAACAAAUGACAGCGCUUCGAACACCUCAAAUAGAUGCAAAUUAUCUCGAUGAAGAUUUUAAUUCAUAUAAUUGGGAUAUGUUUUCAUCACUUUUUCGUAAUUAUUAUUCACAUUUAACACAUUCAUUUAAACAUGAAUUUCAAUUAUUUCUUCGUUUAUUAACAUCAUAUAACACACUUCUUUCAUCACGUCAGUCAACAACAAUUGGUCAACAACUUUUACAAAUUAAAUAUUCAUCAGUACCAUUAACACGUUAUCAAAAAUUUUUUUAUUUAUCAUCAUUUGUUUUUUCUUAUAUCUAUGAAAAAUUUUUAGUUGAUUAUCGUCGUUUAUUACCAUUUCAAUUUAUUUAUAAAUUACUUGUAUUUAUUAAUUUUCUUGUUUUUCUUCAUGGUGGUACAUAUAUUAAUUUAUUCGAACGAUUAUCUCGUUUAAAAACAGUUCAUAAUCAUCCUCCAUCACUUCGUAUACUUGAUUACUCAUAUAUGAAACGUGAAUUAAUCUGGCAUACACUUAAUGAAACAUUAGGUACAUUAAUACCUUUUAUAACUUCAUUAAAGGCACGUACAUUAAUGAGAAAAUAUUUAUCGGGAACAAUCAUGAAACAACUUCAACAAACAAAUAUAUGUUCUGUAUGUGAACAAUCGAUUGUUAUGCCCCAUGAAUCAAUUGGAGAUUGUAAACAUUAUUUUUGUUAUAUAUGUGCUUAUAGUUUGAUACAACAAUCAUGUCCAAUUUGUUUUAAAACGAUUAAUAAUAUUAAACCAAAAGAAUUUUUCUCUGAAUAA
Molecule: messenger RNA, 795 nt
Organism: Rotaria sordida
Lineage: Eukaryota; Metazoa; Rotifera; Eurotatoria; Philodinida; Philodinidae
Source: the annotation of a GenBank genome assembly